This is a messenger RNA of Symphalangus syndactylus (siamang), 3197 nucleotides long. RefSeq names its product KIT ligand (gene KITLG). Lineage: Eukaryota; Metazoa; Chordata; Mammalia; Primates; Hylobatidae. Gene Ontology annotation, cellular component: plasma membrane. Gene Ontology annotation, biological process: positive regulation of cell population proliferation; cell adhesion. The record is from RefSeq and is a predicted model, not a curated record. Gene Ontology annotation, molecular function: cytokine activity; stem cell factor receptor binding.
CCGAGACUAGAAGCGCUGCGGGAAGCACGGACAGUGGAGAGGGCGCUGCGCUCGGGCUACCCAAUGCGUGGACUAUCUGCCGCCGCUGUUCGUGCAAUAUGCUGGAGCUCCAGAACAGCUAAACGGAGUCGCCACACCACUGUUUGUGCUGGAUCGCAGCUCUGCCUUUCCUUAUGAAGAAGACACAAACUUGGAUUCUCACUUGCAUUUAUCUUCAGCUGCUCCUAUUUAAUCCUCUCGUCAAAACCGAAGGGAUCUGCAGGAAUCGUGUGACUAAUAAUGUAAAAGACGUCACUAAAUUGGUGGCAAAUCUUCCGAAAGACUAUAUGAUAACCCUCAAAUAUGUCCCCGGGAUGGAUGUUUUGCCAAGUCAUUGUUGGAUAAGCGAGAUGGUAGUACAAUUGUCAGACAGCUUGACUGAUCUUCUGGACAAGUUUUCAAAUAUUUCUGAAGGUUUGAGUAAUUAUUCCAUCAUAGACAAACUUGUGAAUAUAGUGGAUGACCUUGUGGAGUGCGUGAAAGAAAACUCAUCUAAGGAUCUAAAAAAAUCAUUCAAGAGCCCAGAACCCAGGCUGUUUACUCCUGAAGAAUUCUUUAGAAUUUUUAAUAGAUCCAUUGAUGCCUUCAAGGACUUUGUAGUGGCAUCUGAAACUAGUGAUUGCGUGGUUUCUUCAACAUUAAGUCCUGAGAAAGAUUCCAGAGUCAGUGUCACAAAACCAUUUAUGUUACCCCCUGUUGCAGCCAGCUCCCUUAGGAAUGACAGCAGUAGCAGUAAUAGGAAGGCCAAAAAUCCCCCUGGAGACUCCAGCCUACACUGGGCAGCCAUGGCAUUGCCAGCGUUGUUUUCUCUUAUAAUUGGCUUUGCUUUUGGAGCCUUAUACUGGAAGAAGAGACAGCCAAGUCUUACAAGGGCAGUUGAAAAUAUACAAAUUAAUGAAGAGGAUAAUGAGAUAAGUAUGUUGCAAGAGAAGGAGAGAGAGUUUCAAGAAGUGUAAUUGUGGCUUGUAUCAACACUGUUACUUUCGUACAUUGGCUGGUAACAGUUCAUGUUUGCUUCAUAAAUGAAGCAGCUUUAAACAAAUUCAUAUUCUGUCUGGAGUGACAGACCACAUCUUUAUCUGUUCUUGCUACCCAUGACUUUAUAUGGAUGAUUCAGAAAUUGGAACAGAAUGUUUUACUGUGAAACUGGCACUGAAUUAAUCAUCUAUAAAGAAGAACUUGCACGGAGCAGGACUCUAUUUUAAGGACCUGCGGGACUUGGGUCUCAUUUAGAACUUGCAGCUGAUGUUGGAAGAGAAAGCACGUGUCUCAGACUGCAUGUACCAUUUGCAUGGCUCCAGAAAUGUCUAAAUGCUGAAAAAACACCUAGCUUUAUUCUUCAGAUACAAACUGCAGCCUGUAGUUAUCCUGGUCUCUGCAAAUAGAUUUCAGCUUGGAUAGUAGGGGUAACAAUUUUUCUCAAAGGGAUCUAGAAAAAAUGUUUAAAACUCAGUAGUAUCAGCCACUGUACAGUGUAGAAAGCAGUGGGAACUGUGAUAGGAGUUGGCAACUUGUCAGCUUUAUAGUUGCUGAUUAGUGAUAUGGGUCUGAUUUUGAUCUCUUCCUGAUGUAAACCAUGCUCACCCAUAUCCCACUAAACAAAUGCAAAUGGUUGCCUGGUUCCAUUUAUGCAAGGGAGCCAGUACUGAAUUAUGCCUUGGCAGAGGGGAGACUCUCCAAAAGAGUCACCGCAGGAAGAAGUUAAGAACACUGAACAUCAGAACAGUCUGCUAAGGAGGACAUUGGCAUCCUGGGAAAGUCUGCCUUUUCCCUUGACCACUAUAGUGUGUAUAAAUCGUGUUUGCAAAAUGUGUUAUGACGUGUUUAUAUUCUAAAACUAUUACAGAGCUAUGUAAAGGGACUUAGGAGAAAAUGCUGAAUGUAAGAUGGUCCCAUUUCAACUUCCACCAUGGGAGAGAAUAAAAAUAAAUUAUGACAUUUAGUAUCUAAGGUUAGAAAACCACGCCCACAUGCUAAUAUGGGUGUUGAAAACUAGGUUACUUGGAAUGCAAGGAAUCAGGAAACUUUAGUUAUUUAUAGUAUAAUCACCAUUAUCUGUUUAAAGGAUCCAUUUAGUUAAAAUCGGGCACUCUAUAUUCAUUAAGGUUUAUGAAUUAAAAAUAAAAAGAAAGUUUUAUGUAGUUAUGCAUGUCAGUUUGCUAUUUAAAAUGUGUAACAGUGUUUGUCAUAUUAAGAGUGAAUUUGGCAGGAAUUCCCAAGAUGGACAUUGUGCUUUUAAACUAGAACUUGUAAGACAUUAUGUGAAUAUCCCUUGCCAAUUUUUUUUAUAAUCAAGAAAACAUCUGACUAAAGUCAAAGAAUUAUUUCUUAUGGUUUAUUUUGAUGAAAGUUCUUUUAACACAUCUUGAAUGUACACAUAAAGGAAUCCAAAGCUUUCCAUUCUAACUUAAUCUUUGUGAUAAUAUUAUUGCCAUGUUCUACAACCACAAGAUGACAGUUUUCAAUGUAGUUUCAUUUCAAAAGUCCAAGAAUUUCUAGUAUAUUUGGAUUUUAGCUUCUGUUCAAAGCGAAUCCAGAUGCAACUCCAGUAAGUGGCCUUUGCUCUUUUUUGUACCAAAGAGCCCAGAUGAUUCCUCCAGUCCCCUUCUUCUCUAACAUGCUGUGGUUCCUUAAAUAUGACUAAUUUCUCUAAGAUACAACCCAGCUGCUUUGAGAAGCUGCAUUAAGGUGUUCAGGCCCUCAGAUAUCACAUGGUACACUUGAUUAGUAAUAAAACCAGAGAUCAAUUUAAUUGCUGAUAGGUCCUGUCUCAGUGUGUAGCAUUGAUUGUUUUCAGCAAAAUUGAUACAGAUUAAUAUGAGUUAUGCAUGUAGGUUGUGUAUAGAUUGAGAAGACAGAUACUUCUCAAUCUAGUAGUUUGAUUUAUUUAAUCAAUGGUUUCAGUUUGCUUGAGCAUAUGAAAAUGCUGCUUAAUAUGCUUAAGAGUGUAAUAAAUGUACUUUUGUCCUCAAACCUAGUAGCUGUUUUAACACUCAUGGACAUGGUCCUAAUUAAUGGGGUUAAAUAAACAAAUUCAGCAAGUUAUUAAAUCUGACAUGGUAGGAGAGGGGAGAUAUGUCCUGCUUAUUAAAUGUAUUGAUCCAUUGAAAGUUACAUGGAUUGCCAAUUUUUAAAACACUAAAGUUGAAUAAAAUGCA